Episyrphus balteatus (marmalade hoverfly) is the source of this 2731-nucleotide messenger RNA. RefSeq names its product general vesicular transport factor p115 (gene p115). The coding region runs from base 144 to 2633 and encodes 829 amino acids. The transcript has 5 exons. Gene Ontology annotation, cellular component: cytoplasm; Golgi membrane; Golgi stack. The record is from RefSeq and is a predicted model, not a curated record. Gene Ontology annotation, molecular function: protein binding. Lineage: Eukaryota; Metazoa; Arthropoda; Insecta; Diptera; Syrphidae. Gene Ontology annotation, biological process: endoplasmic reticulum to Golgi vesicle-mediated transport; vesicle fusion with Golgi apparatus; transcytosis.
UGUGUCAACAAAAUCCAAAAGUGACAGACGGGACGUGGACACGUCAAAUUUGUUAGGAUUUUUUUUUUUCCAAUUGAAAAAAAUAAAAUUUCACUUUCUAUUCCGAUUGCGGGUGGAUAAUUCAAUUAAAAAACAAUAUUCGGAUGGAUUUUCUUAAAAGUGGAAUAAAAACGGUCCUCGGGACAUCCGAGCCAGGUGAACAACCAAGUGCUGCCGAUACUGUGGAAAAGCUUGUAGAUCGAGUAACGUCAUCGACUUUGCUCGAAGACCGACGAGAUGCCUGUCGCGCACUCAAAGCACUAUCUCGCAAAUUUCGCAUCGAAGUUGGCGCUCAGGGAAUGCCCGCCUUGAUUCAAGUGCUGCAAAAUGAUUGCCAAGACAGUGAGAUCAUUUCAUAUGCACUCGACACGCUUUGUAAUAUUAUGUCGUCGAGUGAAUUUGAUGAGGAGGCAGACAAUCCGACAGUGACUGUGAAUGUGGGCGAACAGUUUACGGAAAUGUUUAUUAAAACAGCAGAGAAUGUCACUCUGGUGAUGGGCUAUUUGGAGGAAUAUGAUUUUAGGGUGCGGCGGUCAGCUAUUCAGCUUAUAACUAUUUUGAUUACGAAUAAGACUAAGGAUUUGCAGGAAAUUAUAAUUGUCAGUCCGAUGGGAGUUUCAAAGCUGAUGGAUUUGCUGACUGACAGUCGCGAGGUGAUACGCAAUGAUGCACUGUUGUUGCUCAUUCAAUUAACUAAAGGUCAUUCCAACAUUCAAAAAAUCGUAGCCUUCGAAAGUGCUUUCGAUAAACUUUUCGAAAUCGUUCGCGAAGAAGGCUGCUCCGAUGGUGGAAUCGUAGUCGAAGACUGUCUUAUUUUAAUGUUAAAUCUUCUUAAAAAUAACUCCAGCAAUCAGCAAUUCUUCAAAGAAGGCAGUUACAUUCAAAAACUAGCACCAAUGUUUACUAUUCCACCAGAAAUCGAAGAGAUCGGUUGGUCGCCGCAAAAAGUCUCCAACAUUCAUUGUAUGUUACAGGUUGUGCGUGCAUUAGUCACACCAAGUAAUCAGCAACAAGUAAUUGCAUCGUGUCAAAAAGCCAUGCGAUCUUCCAGAUUACUUUUCUCUCUUUGCAACAUUCUAAUGAGUAGUGGUGUUCCAGCAGAUAUUCUUACCGAAACAAUUAACACUGUUGCGGAAGUGGUUCGUGGCGAUGCCAAUAAUCAGGAGGAUCUUAGUAAAGUAUUGGCCCCCAGUAAUCCUCCACGACCGGCUAUUGUUGUGCUCCUGAUGUCAAUGGUCAAUGAAAAGCAACCACUUGCUCUGCGUUGUGCCGUUCUAUAUUGCUUUCAAUGUUUUCUCUAUAAGAAUGAAUCUGGUCAAACUGCAGUCAUUCAAACACUGCUCCCUUCCAGUACGGAAGUUUCUAGCCUCACAACUGGUCAGCUGCUGUGUGGCGGGCUAUUCAGCAUGGAUCCUUUGGCAAAUUGGUUUUCAGCAACUGCUCUUAUGCACGGGCUAGUUGAUAAUGUCACCCAAAAAGAAGAACUGCUUCGUGUCUUACUCGCCACCGCAGCUGGAAGUCCACCGAUCUCGCUUCUGGAACAAUGUACGAAUCUUUUACAAAAGGAAAGCUACAAACUACAGAGCAAAGUCGGUCUGCUGAUGCUUCUAAGUAUUUGGCUGAGUAAUUGUCCAGCUGCAGUAAAAGCACUUAUUUCAACACCCGGAUGUGUGGCAUAUUUGAUAGCGAAAGUCUGUGCCAACGAACACGAUGAGAACGAAUAUUUGGUGCAGGGAUUGUGUGCUUUCCUCAUGGGAUUGUGUAUUCAAUUUAAUGACAAUACUGCUCCCAAUAACAAACGAGAAGAUAUUUUACAACUCAUAAUCAAAAGAAUAGGACAGGAAACAUUCUGCACAAAGCUGAGUGAUGUUUCCAGACAUGAAGCCUACAGUCGUGCAUCAAAGACGCCACAAAUUCGAGCAAAAACUUCAUCGGAUCUAUUUCUAGAUUAUGAGUACUGUAAAAUGCAUAAAUCUCUCGAAGCAUCAAUAGUUAAGUUUAUUGGUGGUUUUGAUGUCAACGGAACUGAUCUGACGGAACUUACGCUAAGUUCAGAAGCGUCUGUUCUUGUUGCCCAAUACAAAGGCAUCAUUCGUGGUCUGGAUACAGAAAUUUGCACUCUGAAAGAUACUGUUCGUCAUUUAGAAGCCCGUAAUGAGGAAUUAGAAAAAUCCCUAUCACAAGUUCAAGCUACCAAUACACAACUCUCAGAUCAAAAUCUCCUAUUAAGAGCUCAAUUAGCUGCAGUUGCUGGACCAAAAAAUUCAUCUUCAGAUCAGCAGCCACUAAUACAACAAGCUACAUCAUCUACAUCAGAUCCAGUUCAUUUAGAAAAUGUACGUCUCACAAAAGAAUUAGAGUCAUUGAGAGAAAAAUUGACUGAAGAAAUGCGUCGUUCGUCUGGUUAUGCUGACGAUUUAACCAAACUCCAUAAAGAUCAAGAAGAUCUUUUAGAACUUUUAACAGAUCAGGAAAAUAAAAUAACAAAAUAUGCUGGACAAUUGAGAUCGGUUGGAAUAGAAGUGGAAGAAGAUGUUGAUGUUGAUGUUGAUGUUAGUGAAGAAAAAUCAGAUAAACAUGGAGAAGUUAUUUAAUGAUUUGUUUUUAAAAUUUAAUAAAAUUGUAUGUAUAUAAUAAGAAAUUAUGGAAAAGAAAAUUUAUUAAUAAUAAUUAUAGUUAAUAAUCCUCUUUA